Messenger RNA from Anarrhichthys ocellatus (wolf-eel), 5308 nucleotides. RefSeq names its product FERM domain-containing protein 5-like. Gene Ontology annotation, cellular component: cytoskeleton. The coding region runs from base 334 to 2055 and encodes 573 amino acids. The record is from RefSeq and is a predicted model, not a curated record. The transcript is spliced from 14 exons. Gene Ontology annotation, biological process: actomyosin structure organization. Gene Ontology annotation, molecular function: cytoskeletal protein binding. NCBI's taxonomy places the organism in Eukaryota, Metazoa, Chordata, Actinopteri, Perciformes, Anarhichadidae.
AGGAGACGAGGGGGGGAGAGGGUGAGGUGAGGGCGGGGGGGGGCACACAGUCUUUACCGGACCAGAGAGAGAGUGCAGCAGCAGCAGCAGCACUAUUUCCACUCAGCGCUGAGUGAAACGCACCGUUGUGGCACCUCGGCCAGUCAGCGCGCUCUAACACACGGAUAAAAAGAUGCACCACCGCCGCCGCUGCGCACCGCGCCGUCACCGCCGCUGACCAGGUGUCGGACUUAACAUCAGGGACGUCGCUAACGUGUCAGAAAGAUACAACUUGUAGCCUAUGUAUGUGCUGUGCGCCCUUCUCCCUGGUCCCGCGCGCAGACGACCGAGAAGAUGCUGAGCCGACUGAUGAGCAGCAGCAUCAGGAGUCUGGACAGGGAAUGCAACUGCACCGUGAGGCUGCUGGACGACUCGGAGUACACCUGCACGAUUCAGCGGGAUGCCAAGGGACAGUACCUGUUCGACGUCAUCUGCCACCAUCUCAACCUGCUGGAGAAAGACUACUUUGGUAUUAGAUAUGUUGACCCAGACAAGCAGAGGCAUUGGUUGGAGUUUACAAAGUCAAUUGCCAAACAAAUUAAAUCCCAGCCUCCAUUCACCAUGUGUUUGCGUGUCAAGUUUUACCCGCCUGACCCCGCUGCCCUAAAAGAGGAAAUCACCAGAUAUCUCGUCUUCCUGCAGGUUAAGAGGGAUCUCUACCAUGGUCGCCUCCUGUGCAAGACAUCCGAUGCUGCUCUGUUGGCUGCCUACAUAUUACAAGCUGAAAUUGGCGACCACGACCCCGGGAAACACCCUGACGGCUACAGCUCCAAGUUCCAGUUCUUCCCCAAGCACUCGGAGAAGUUGGAGCGGCGGAUUGCUGACAUCCACAAGACUGAGCUGAUAGGACAGAGUCCUGAAACGUCAGAGCUUAACUUCCUCCAGAAGGCUCAGAGGCUGGAGACAUACGGAGUGGACCCUCAUCCAUGCAAGGAUGUGUCUGGCAACCCAGCUUUUCUGGCUUUUACUCCUUUUGGAUUCACUGUGCUGCAAGGAAACAGGAGGAUCCAUUUCCUCAAAUGGGAGGAGGUGACCAAACUCAAGUUUGAAGCAAAGACAUUCCAUAUAUAUGCAAAUCAGACGGAGGAUAAAAAGAUCAUACUGACAUACUUUGCACCUACACCCGACGCCUGUAAGCAUCUGUGGAAGUGUGGAGUCGAGAAUCAGUCCUUCUUCAAGUUGGAGAAGUCGAGUCAAGUCCGCACUGUGUCCAGCAGUAAUCUCUUCUUCAAGGGUAGUCGCUUUAGAUACAGUGGAAAGGUUGCAAAAGAGGUGAUGGAACAAAGUGCCAAAAUUAAGAGAGACCCCCCUGAGAUACACAGGCAUGGCAUGGUGCCCAGUAGGAGUUGUCCAUCCAUCACCCACGGCCCUCGUUUGACCAGUGUGCCAAGGACCCGACGGAGAGCUGUGCACAUCUCUAUCAUGGAGGGUCUGGAGUCCCUUCGAGACAGCGCUCACUCCACGCCCGUACGCUCCGUCUCUCAUGGCGAUUCCUUCAUGUCUUCUCGGGGCCACUUGGUCGACGGCAGCGAGGCCAGCACCUCAGCAGUCAUCUCCGACGAGGCCUACAGCCCUUCAGACAGCAUGCUGCCCACACCCGUGGCCGAACACGGGAUGGAGAAUCCCUUGGCGCGUCACUUCAACGGUGCUCCCUGCAGCAUCGAUGGGCAGGAGUCCGCGGCAGGCACAUCGAAGGAGGGGCACGCGGCAGAGUUUUCUUCCGGCAGGAGAGCACUGCGUAUGGUCAGGAGCAGGCCGUCACCACCGAGCGACGUGGAGGAGCUGAACAAAUUCAUCCUGAGCGUGUUGCGUCUCUUCCUGGUUACCAUCGGACUGCUGUUCGCCCUGCUGCUGCUCCUCAUCAUGCUGACCGAGUCAGACCUGGACAUUGCCUUCCUGAGAGACAUCCGCAAGACACCUGAAUUCCAGCAGUUCCACUUUGAAUACUUCUGCCCUCUGCGGCGCUGGUUCGCCUGUAAGUUACGGUGGAUGGGAGGUUUCCUCACCAGUAAGUGAAGCACAGACUGAAAUACACAACACAGGAGAUGCGACACAUACAACAGACGAUGGGAGGGUGGGAAGAGAGAAAAGGAUGGCGUCCCUAUUCCCAUUAUCAGCUCAGCUUCUCCCAGGAAGAGGUUCCUGUCCCAAGCCACGGACUGUUCCCUGCCUUUAUUAUGUUUGACCAUCACUGCAAGGACAGGAAAUCACAUUUUACUUUGGAAAUUCAGGUCAUUUCAAGGUAUUUUAUUUUUACACAAAGCCACAGUGACAGGGUUUGAUUCAAACACUGAAAGGGACAAGCAAGUCUGACAGACUUCACUUAUUCAACCAGUUAAUAGUUGCCUUUAUUUUUGUAUUAAUUUAUAUGUUGCAAUAUUAUUGUAAGACAGAAUGACCUGGUGUGUUGUGGUGUGUCUUGUGUAACCUGAGAGUUUGAAUUAAGUACUGACAGAAGAUGGGAGGCAGUCUAGCUCGUCUAAUUUUCAUAUUUUAAAGCCAACAACAGCAUUCAUGAUGAUAAAAUGUUAUUAUGGUCACUGCUAUGAGAGUGAAAACUGCUGCUUUGAGUUGUACAAGUGUCUGGGGGUUAGAGAAGGUGUGAAAUGGAAAACUAAGCAGCACUUACUGACUGUAGAUCAGUCCUGAGUCAAAUAAUACUUGCAAAUAUUAUAAUUGUUUUUAUUCAAAUUCGAGCCAUAAAUAGAUUAGCCACGUGACACGUGACAGGAAAGAGUAGGAAAAUGAAUUUAGCCCUCUUUAAGAUGGUUGACAACUUGCACGAAUUGUCCUAAUGUGGUAUACAACCCAACAUCUGUUAAAUUGAAUUGAAACGUUGCAGUAGCUAUUUGACCCAAGAGUGAUGUAAGUGCUGUCCUGUUAGAUGGCUUGAAUGAUCAUUUUUGAAAUAAGUGUGACUUAGCUUGUUGUCACACAUCCUUAGAGUGCUCACGUUACCAUUUCUGUCCAGCAACUAGAGCAAAAAUAAAGUUUUAUCGUCCAAUGACUAUAAAUGAUGGAUAUUUGUGAGGCUAUACGUAAGUAAUGAAGGUGGUAGGUUUACUGGUUUUAUAAAAUAGCAGCCAAAUAAUUCUUAUAGCUACGAUCAACUUCAAUGUGUAAGGAACAGCUGUCUCUUUGCCGUAGUUACUUUGACAGUAGUUGUAAAGGUGAUGGGACGAUGUGAGCUAGAGCUGUAGUGAUAGUGAAGUGUUUGGUUAGUUCUUUGACUCCCACAGAAGGAGUUUAUCUUGAUGUGCAAUACUGUUAAUAUAAAAAACAAGAUCCUUUCCACUAAGGGAAAUUUGACCUUAAUUUUAGUGCUAUAUUUUCCCCACAUUAUACCGUUAAGAGAGCUUGAUUUUAGUUCAUGUUCAGUGGAGGUCAUAGAACUUUGUUUAGCCCUGCUGCGUUCACAUUUAUGCAUUUAUCUGUAAAGACUGAAUACAUUUAAAUCAUGUUUCCAUUUUUGUACGAACUGAUUUUCUCAUUUACACAUUGAGAUUUCCUCACAGUGGCUUUUAAUGGACAUGAAGCAUUAUUUUCUACAGUGGAUGUAUAGUUUUCAGCCCUGCUUACAAGAAAGCCUAAGAUACGUCUCGUGUACGUCCUACAGCAGUCUUCGUCAUCACACCUACCAAAGAAACCUCUGUUGUCUGAUGUUUGUUAGUUUGCGUCAAAAGAUGGAAACUGAUAGUCUGCUCUCCUUCUCUCGCCUUAUUCCGUAUAUGUUAUUUCACAGGUUAGCCUGCAGUGCAUCUUCACAGCCCAGAGCAAUCAACAGCAUCAUUUAAAAACCAUACAGUUAACAAUCGGUCCUCCCAACGAGCCCACAGGUGUUUGAUUGGGAUAUAUGUAGGUGUAUAUGCUGUGUGUCAGUGGCAAUGAUCAGCAGGUAUAUGUCAUUAUAUCUAAAAUGUAUGUAUUAUUUAUGCAACAAGAGGAAUGGUAUAUGAUGCUGAUUGGCUGAGGGGUCGAGGAUAUCCAGGCUCCUAUAGGCAGUUUGGAAAGUUACCAUAAUAAUAUUCACACCUUUCCCAAAAAAAAUCAACAGGUUGGAAGUUAAUGCGAAACAGUACUUCAGUUUAUCCCUGUAGAAUUAAAUACCUGGCUUUGAAUGUUGAUUUGAUUUUUGUACAAUGACAUUUUAAGAUUCAGAAAUGGUAAAAUAUCAAGAAGUAUUAAUAAUUCUGUGAGUUGGAUGACUAAGACAGACGUAUUGACCGAUAUAUUUAUAUUUAACAGGAAAAAAACAUUUUAUUUAGUGGUUGGUUUUUAGACUUGAUAAAUUACUUAAUAUGCAUUUGCUUUAAUUCAGACGGUGCUCGCUGGUUUCUGAUUGACUGUUAGGUGAAAGGCCAGGCGAGGCAGAAAAUAAGUGAUUCAUGUAUUAUAAUUUGUACUUUAAAGUCUCAUUUUAUGUUCAUGUGUAUGAAAAACUUAACAUAAUUUGAGCAAUAAAUAACAGAUAAUGUUAUGAAUAAUAACCAUAAACAGCAAAGGAAUGUUCGUCUGUCUGCUAAACAUUCAAAAUGUCCCUUCAGAAGGUGAAACAGCCUGUAGAUGCAUGUGUGAAGGGAAUGGUGCCCACUGCUCCUGACCCAACACAGCGGAAGGUAACGUCGUCAUGCGAGUCACGUUUAUGUGUCGCCUAAUACUAGACUGCUCUUCCUUGACUCAUUUGAGAGAAACAGAGUGGAUGCAAGUUUUCUUGUGAAAGUACAUGUAAAUGAACUGAACACCUAACAGUAGACCCAUUUUCACUUGACUCUGAACAGGUUCUUACCUAAAUGGAAGUGCAGCAGUUUGUAUUUUUAGCCAGUUUAGAACAGCAGAAGUAGCAUAUUCAACUGAAUAUUUCCUCUUGCAAUGUAGUUUUUUUUGUAUUGUUAAAAUCUGUUUCAAAUCACUUGUACUGAUAAAGAGGGGUGACGGUUCCAUUGACAGGCAACUCUUGUAUGUGUUUUACUGAAUCAUGUAAACAGGAAUAAGGUCUUACUGUAAGCUUCUUCCCUGUACCAUGGCCCUGCACAUGGAAAUGUCUCUGUAAGCAUGUGUUCAAACAAGACUGCUUAUUUCCAAUCACUGACUUAAGACUGGUGUAAUUUAUUUAUGAAUAAAUUUAAUCUAUUCUUGACAUCUGGCAGCUAGCACGUCUACAAGUUCCAUCAUGAAUCCAGAGGAAACAAGCGUGUCCCUGCUUGGAAACGAGAGACUGUAGUCAAGGAUAGCAAACACUAUUCUUCUGUCACAAUGAUGCCAUCUGAAG